CUCUGCUGAUGCUGCUGCUGCUGCUGCUGCGGACAGCCUCUCCGCAUCCUGCCGCCCCCCCGCGGACAAAUCCGAAUGGUCUGUUCCACAUGAACCUGUCAGUGUCUCCGCGGCGGUGAAGGCAGCCGAAGUGAGAGCGCAGAGGGGGGACUGCCUGCCAUUGCAGUGCGGCUGCUGCUGCUGCUCUGGAGCCACAGCAGAAUACCUCUCCAUUCCUCUCCUGAAGGAUAUUCACAAGUACGUCGUGAGGACCGUUGCUUUUAAGAGAGUGCAGCAAUGGAGGAGACUGUCAUUUGGGAACAGCACACAGUAACACUGCACAGGGCACCAGGGUUUGGUUUUGGGAUUGCCAUAUCAGGAGGUCGGGAUAACCCUCAUUUUCAGAGUGGCGAGACCUCCAUUGUGAUCUCAGAUGUGCUGAAGGGGGGCCCAGCUGAGGGACUGCUGCAGGAAAAUGACAGAGUGGUUAUGGUCAAUGCCGUGUCCAUGGACAAUGUGGAGCAUGCCUACGCAGUCCAGCAGCUUCGCAAGAGUGGGAAAAUCGCCAAAAUUACAAUCAGAAGGAAAAGGAAGGUGCACGUCCCAAUGGGUCGACUCGGGGAGAGGGAAACCAUGUCAGAGCAUGAUGAAGAGGAGGAUAGCUAUGACGAAGAGAUCUAUGAGACGAGGAGUGGCCGCAGCGGGGCUUAUAGCAUGGGGGCUAUGGGAAGGCGCAGUGGGCGGAGCAGUGGACGGCGGGACAGGGAACGAGAACGAAGCGCUUCACGAGAGAGGAGUCUGUCCCCACGCACAGAACACCGCUCGCACAAUCUGCCCCCACGCCCCUCCAAGGUCACACUGGUCAAGUCCCGCAAAAAUGAAGAAUAUGGCCUGCGCCUGGCCAGCCACAUCUUUGUCAAGGACAUUUCCCCUGAGAGCCUCGCAGCCCGGGACGGCAACAUCCAGGAAGGAGACGUUGUACUCAAGAUAAAUGGCACAGUGACUGAGAACCUCUCCUUGAUAGAUGCCAAGAAACUGAUAGAAAGGUCAAAGGGCAAGCUAAAAAUGGUGGUUCAGAGGGACGACAGAGCGACCCUGCUCAACAUCCCUGACCUCGAUGACAGCAUUCCUUCAGCCAACGCCUCAGACAGAGACGACAUCUCAGACAUCCAUUCGCUUGCCUCAGAUCAUUCCAAUCGAUCACAUGAGCGGCAUCGAAGCAGUCGCUCCCGCUCUCCAGACCGACGCUCUGAGCCCUCUGACCAAUCCAGACACUCCCCUCCACAAAUCAGCAACGGCAGCCACAGAAGUCGUGACGACGAGCGCAUCUCAAAGCAAUCCUCUACACCAGCCAAGCUUUCAGAGGAGGUUUCCCUGCCCAAACCCAAGGAAUCUGCACUGACCAGAGAGGACAAACAGCUCCCACCACUCCCAGAACCCAAGCCGGUUUAUGCUCAGCCUGGACAGCCUGAUGUCGACCUGCCAGUCAGUCCCUCUGAUCCUGUGCCAAGUGCUGCCCACGAUGACAGCAUCCUACGGCCGAGCAUGAAGCUGGUGAAAUUCAAGAAGGGGGAGAGCGUUGGGCUGCGGCUGGCUGGAGGUAAUGAUGUGGGCAUCUUUGUGGCUGGAGUCCUGGAAGAGAGCCCUGCUGCUAAAGAGGGGCUGGAAGAGGGCGACCAAAUUCUCAGGGUAAACAAUGUCGAUUUUGCAAACAUAAUCAGAGAGGAGGCUGUGCUAUUCCUCUUGGACCUUCCUAAGGGUGAAGAAGUCACUAUUUUGGCCCAGAAGAAGAAAGAUGUGUACCGCCGGAUUGUGGAGUCAGACGUUGGGGACUCGUUUUAUAUCCGAACACAUUUUGAAUAUGAAAAGGAGUCACCGUACGGGUUAAGCUUUAACAAGGGUGAGGUGUUUCGCGUGGUAGACACUCUUUACAAUGGAAAGCUUGGUUCCUGGCUGGCGAUUCGCAUCGGCAAGAAUCAUCAGGAGGUGGAGAGGGGGAUCAUUCCCAACAAAAAUAGAGCAGAGCAGCUCUCCAGCGUGCAAUACACACUUCCUAAAACAGUAGGGGGCGAUAGGGCAGACUUUUGGAGGUUUCGUGGUCUUCGCAGCUCAAAGAGGAACCUGAGGAAAAGUAGAGAAGAUCUAUCAUCUCAACCAGUGCAAACAAAGUUCCCAGCCUAUGAGCGGGUAGUGUUGAGAGAAGCUGGUUUCCUCAGACCUGUUGUCAUUUUUGGGCCUAUUGCUGACGUUGCAAGAGAAAAACUAGCCAGAGAAGAACCAGAUCUUUUUGAGCUUGCAAAGAGUGAACCAAGAGAUGCAGGAACAGACCAGCGAAGUUCAGGCAUCAUCAGACUUCAUACCAUCAAACAGAUCAUCGACAGAGAUAAACACGCAGUGCUUGACAUAACACCAAAUGCUGUGGACAGACUGAACUAUGCUCAGUGGUACCCUAUUGUAGUCUUCCUAAAUCCAGACAAUAAGCAAGGCGUAAAAAACAUGAGGACCAGACUAUGUCCUGAGUCCAGGAAAAGUGCCAGAAAGUUGUAUGAGCGGGCCAUCAAACUGAGGAAAAAUAAUCACCAUUUAUUCACCACUACUAUCAACUUGAAUAAUAUGAAUGAUGGUUGGUAUGGAGCACUAAAAGAGACAAUUCAGCAGCAGCAGAACCAGCUGGUUUGGGUUUCUGAAGGCAAGGCCGAUGGCACAACAGAAGAUGACCUGGACAUUCACGAUGACAGACUUUCGUACUUGUCGGCACCGGGCAGCGAGUACUCCAUGUACAGCACGGACAGCCGCCACACGUCGGACUAUGAGGACACAGACACAGAAGGCGGGGCCUACACCGACCAGGAGCUUGACGAGACUCUGAACGAUGAGGUGGGGCUGCCCACGGAGCCCGCCAUCACACGCUCCUCUGAACCCGUCAGAGAGGACCCCCCUGUGAUCCAGGACACCCCAGGUUAUCCUGGAUACCAGCACCCGGUGACACCUGACGCUGCCAGUCGAAUCGACCCUGCGGGGUUCAAGAUGGCUGCUCCACAGCAGCAGGAUGAGGCUGCUCUGCCUUUGCCCGCUCUGCCUCCCCCGAUGGCAGCGCCCUCUGCUGUCGAGCAGCCUGUAGAGCCAGAGGAGUCCAGUGCUGCAGCUCCUCAGGCUGACUCCCUUAGCAGCCCCAGCCCUGCCCCUGAGCUCAUUCAGCCCCUUCCACCACCUCCACCACUACACGAGCCCCACCCGUCUGGACUGCCCGGUCCAGAACCAAAGAUGUACAAGAAAGACCUGUACAAUAUGGAGGACCCGGUUCGAAUCAACCACGGCAUGAAGCAGUCUCUGAGCUAUAGUCAUCAGCCGACGACGUAUCAGGACAAACAGCCAUACCGCGAGUACGACCACCCGCCUUUCGGCUACGACGGGGGCGGUUACACAGAACCAAAGUCUCACAACUCUGACUCUCACCUGCACUACGACAACAGAGUGCCUCAUUUCAGCGAGCAGUGGCCCCCUUACGACCAGCAGACCUCACAGCCCUCGGGGUACCAGCCUCCAGCCCACCAGCAACCUCUGGCCUACAGCCCCCGGUCCCCCUACGAGGACGGACCAGCUCGGGACUACAGCCCCACUCAGCCGCGCUAUGACGACUCCUCGCCCAUGGGCUACGACGGACGGCCACGCCACAGUAAAUCUGGGCCUCUCCGUUAUGACGAGCCCCCGCCCCCUCCUCCCCCCUCAUAUGACGCUCGCUCUCCAUAUGACGCAGAACCUCACACCUUCCCGAUAAACUCCCCCCGCUCUCCGGAACCACCCAAACAGUAUUAUGGUGACACAGGGCUGAGGUCUGCUUACGUACCAGGCCCAAACAACCGGCCGUACAAACAAGGAAUGCACGAAGCAAUGAUGAACUCUGAACCUCCGCUGCCCCCUCCUCCCAACUUAGAGUCCUUACCAUCUCCGAGUGAGCCAGCGGUCACACCCAAACCCCUGCCCCCUCCCCCCAGAGAAGAGGAAGACGACCCUGCUAUGAAGCCCCAGUCGGUACUCAACAGAGUCAAGAUGUUUGAGAACAAGAGGUCGGUCUCUAUGGACAGGGCUAAAGACGGGAUUGAGUCCUCGGCACUCAGGCCUGCAGAUGUUCCUAAACCUGUGAGUGCACCUGGCCCAGUCUUCAAAGCCAACUCCCUGAGCAACCUGGAGCAAGAGAAGUCCACCUAUAGGACUCCCGAGCCCCAGAAGCCUCACACUAAACCUUUAGACGAUGUAGCACGCACCAAUCACUACGACGCUGAUGAAGAUGAGGAGUAUUACAGGAAACAAUUGUCUUAUUUUGAUCGACGGAGCUUUGACAGCAAAGCCAUGGGACAGCCCGCUCCUGGCAUCAACCGCUUCCAUGACCUGCCCAAACCAGCCCACCACUCCUACCCAUACAACAGAGUGGAGUCUAUGGAGAAACUUAAUCCAGUGGAGAAGAGAUAUGAACCUAUGCCUCAAAUCAGCCCCUCUUCACAGUAUGGAGCCCCUGCUCCAAUGGUCCCACCAAACACCUUGCCCAAACUCAGUCCGAAUGAAGUGAACUCAGUACCUGAACCCUUGGCUUCACCUAAUCCUAAACCAGAUUUGUCGGCGCUGAGGCCGCCCAGUCGGGACGAGUCCACAGCUUCAGGAUAUUUACCCACGAGAGGCAUCGCCGACAACAAGUCCCCGGUCAAUGGCACAGACCCUGCUCCCCCAAAGAGUGCCCCUGCUCCAACUAGCUACAACCGCUAUGUCCCCAAGUCUUACACCAGCGCAGCCCGGCCCUUUGAAAGGAAGUUUGAGAGUCCAAAAUUCAACCACAACCUUUUGCCCAAUGACACAACAGUAAAGUCGGACAUCCUGAGCAUCCCUGGGGUGAACACUGUGGGGAAGCCUCAACUGUCUCCUCAACCCCUGGACCACGACAGCGGCCUGGACACAUUCACACGCACCAUGGACAACCGGCCCAAGUACCAGCACAACAACAUCAACGCCAUCCCCAAAGCCAUUCCUGUCAGCCCGAGUGCACUGGAUGAUGACGAUGAGGACGAGGGGCACACAGUGGUGGCGACGGCGCGGGGCAUUUUCAAUUGUAAUGGAGGCGUCCUGAGCUCCAUCGAGACCGGAGUCAGCAUCAUCAUCCCCCAAGGAGCCAUCCCCGAGAGUGUGGAGCAGGAGAUUUACUUCAAGGUGUGCCGGGAUAACAGCAUCCUGCCCCCGCUGGACAAGGAGAAAGGAGAAACGCUGCUAAGUCCGCUGGUGAUGUGCGGCCCACAUGGACUGAAGUUCCUGAAGCCGGUGGAGCUGCGCUUACCUCACUGUGCGUCUAUGACCCCUGAUGGUGAUCCCAAAACGUGGCAGAACAAAUCUCUCCCUGGAGACCCCAACUACCUGGUGGGUGCAAACUGUGUGUCUGUGCUCAUUGACCACUUCUGAAGAGGGCGACAGCUGGCCUGUUACUGAAUGUGAAAGACAGGGGGCGCUGUGACUGCCCCACUCUGCCCCUUCAACAGGAUGAGGGCAUAAAGCUCAAUGAAGUACGAACUCAAUACUCACAUGUUUACUGUGGCCGAUCUGAAAACAGAAAAAACCUCCACACAAGGAGAGUCUGUGGAGUCCUCACAUUUAGGUCCUUUUUCAUAAAUCUUUUCCUCCGGUGCUUUGAAGGCUUGCAAAAAAUAAAGAUUAAAACAAGUUAUUUAAACAGUGGGACUGAAGUUGGAAAUGCAUGACCAGUGCCACAGACUGAAUGAACUCAUUUUGACAUUUUUAGCAAAUUUUGUAAACGGUCAGAGCAGUGUGAGAAAAAGGCGAUUUUUGGAAACUUGUUUUUGCGUACUGUAGAAACUGUCCCUCACAAACUGUAAAGUUGUUCAAUGCUAAACUUGAGUUUGUGAGCAGGUCGGUCAUGCGUUUCACUCCUGAAGAAUCUCUGAAGACUGGAGAAAUGCUGAGCCAGACUGAUGAAGGAAGACGUAGGAAUAUUUAAAAAAAAAAUUCUAAAUGAAGGUUAAGUAUUAGUACCAGAGACGGGGCUCUCUGUUUAACACUGAUGUUUUGUAGCAACGUUUUACCGUAGAUAAAUAUACUGACUUGAUUUUACAAACUCCUGCUGUCUAGAGAUCUAUGCAUGUGCUAUGACUCAGGUCCAAAAACCUGCGACUACUAAGUUCAACAUGAAAACCCCAUCGUACACUGCAAGCAGUGAUGCCUUAUCUGCAUAUUAACUUUUCAGUGAAUCGUUCAAACAUUGGAUCCAUGAGUUCAACCUGAUCACACCUGGAAGAAAAAGUUGUCUGUUGCAUUUUUCCUAAAGCAGUGAACUUGGAUUAGCACACUCGAGAAUAACUGAGGCUGAUGAAAAGGUAUGCUUUCUUUUACUGCUAUGCAUAUGAAGUCUGAGGAAAUUCAAAAAGCUAGAAGAUGUUUAAAAUGUGGCUGUACAUAUUGCUAGCAUAUGGCCUUGGUUCUCUGUAAAUGAACUUUUGUACAUCUUUGUUAUUUUGUAUAAAAGAGAAAAUGUUUGUUUAAAAAAGAGGUCUAAGCGGUUACGUUGGUGAUGUUUGUAUUCUGGUUAUACCCUGAGCCUUGGAACUGACAUAAGCAGUAAUAAACCAGACUUUUCUACCUACACCCACUAUACCACACACACUACUUAAGGCAUUUUUAACGGUCAGAAAACUUUUUAUUCUUAUUUACAAACUAGAGAAGUGCUUGGUUCAAAUGAUUUUAAAAGAUGUACUUGAGGGGGUCUGCUUGAAGAGUGGUCCCUUUUGUUUAUUUGUGAUACUGGAUGCUGUAUUGUGUGCCCUGAAAUGUAUUUUUGUACUAAUAGACAAUUUAUUAUGGCACAUCAGUACGACUUUUCUUUUGAUAUGACAACACUGCUUCAGACUGACACUAGUUCAUUUUACUGUGUGGCUGACAUUAUUUUUUAUUUAUUUUAACGUUUUUUCCGUUCAAGUUUUUUUUUUCCUCCGUUUGCGACACAUUUCUAAGUAUACCACUGUAUUAAUAAAUAAAUUCAUUUUUAAAGUA
Messenger RNA from Boleophthalmus pectinirostris (great blue-spotted mudskipper), 7026 nucleotides. It is a transcript of the gene tjp1b, whose product is annotated as tight junction protein 1b. Gene Ontology annotation, molecular function: cell adhesion molecule binding. The record is from RefSeq and is a predicted model, not a curated record. Lineage: Eukaryota; Metazoa; Chordata; Actinopteri; Gobiiformes; Gobiidae. Gene Ontology annotation, biological process: protein localization to cell-cell junction; cell-cell adhesion; cell-cell junction organization. Gene Ontology annotation, cellular component: bicellular tight junction; plasma membrane.